Molecule: messenger RNA, 2934 nt
Organism: Acanthosepion pharaonis
Lineage: Eukaryota; Metazoa; Mollusca; Cephalopoda; Sepiida; Sepiidae
Source: the annotation of a GenBank genome assembly
AUGUCUAUCUCAUUUUCUCUUCCCUCUCUAUGUCUAUCUCAUUUUCUCUUCCCUCUCUAUGUCUAUCUCAUUUUCUCUCUCCUCUCUAUGUCUCUCUGUCUUUCUCACCCUCUCUAUCCCAUCUCUCUUUUCUCUCUAUCUCAUGUCUAUCUUUUCUCUCUCUCCCUCUCUCUGUCUAUCUCAUUUAUCCCAUCUCUCUCUAUGUCUAUCUCAUUUUUCUCUCUCUCUUUCUCUCUCUCUCUCACUCAAUAUUCUCUCUUUUACUCUCUCUCUCUCUAUGUCUCUCUCAUUUUCUUCCUCACGACUAUCCCAUCUCUCUUUUUCCUCUCUAUCUCAUUUUCUCUUCCCUCUCUAUGUCUAUCUCAUUUUCUCUUCCCUCUCUAUGUCUAUCUCACUUUCUCUCCCUCUCUGUCUAUCUCUUCUCUCUUUCUCUCUAUCUCAUUUCUCUCUCUUUCUCUCUGUCUGACUCUCAAUAUUUCUCUCUUUCUUUCUCUCUAUCUCAUUUCUCAUUUCUCUUCAUUCUUCUACUGUCUAUCUCAUUCUCUCUUCCCUCUCUAUCUCUUUCUCUAUCUUUCUCUUCACUCUCUCUGUCUAUCUCAUUUUCCCUUCUCUCUUUUCUCUCUAUCUCAUUUUCUCUCUCUCUCUCUUUCUCUGUCUCAUUUUUCUAUCCCAUCUCUCUUUUACUCUCUAUCUCAUUUCUUUCUCUCUCUCAUUCUCUGUCUGACUCAAUAUCCCAUCUCUCUCUUUUACUCUCUAUCUCAUUUCUCUCUUCCCCUCUCUCUGUCUAUCCAUCUUUUUUUCUCUCUCUCUAUCUCUCUCUCAUUUUCUCUUCUUUCCCCAAUAUCCCAUCUCUCUUCCCUCUUUUCUCUCUCUCUCUCUUCUCUCUCUGACUCUCAUUUCUCUUCCCUUCUUCUCUGUCUAUCUCAUUUUCUCUCCCCUCUCUAUGUCUAUCUCAUUUUUUCUCUCCUCUCUAUGUCUAUCUCAUUUUCUCUUCCCUCUCUAUGUCUAUUCUCUUUCUUUCUCACAUUCUCUGUCUAUCAAUAUCCCAUCUCUUUUUCUCUCUAUCUCAUUUCUCUCUCUCUCACAUCUCUCUGUCUGACUCAUUUUCUCCUCUCUCUUUUAUCUCUAUCUCAUUUCUCUCUCUCUCUCUCUAUGUCUGACUCAUUAUUUCUUCUCUUUCUAUCUCUAUCUCAUUUCUCUUUCCUCUCUUCUUUCUCUGUCAUCCCAAUAUCUCUCUCUUUUACUCUCUAUCUCUUUCUCUAUCUCUCUCUCAUUCUCUGUCUCUUUUUCUCUCUCUCUCUCUCUCUAUCUCAUUUCUUUUCUCUCUCUCUCUUCUCAAUUUCCCAUCUCAUGUCUUCUCUUUCUCUUUCUCUAUCUCUCUCUCAUUUUUCUCUCUCAAUAUCUCUAUCUCUUUCUCUCUAUCUUUUUCUCUCUCUCUCACACUCUCUGUCUGACUCACCCAAUAUCCCAUCUCUCUUUUACUCUCUAUCUCAUUUCUCUAUCUCUCUCUCACAUUCUCUGUCUGACUCAACCAAUAUCCCAUCUCUCUUUUACUCUCUAUCUCAUUUUUCUCUCUCUCUCUCUCACACUCUCUAUCUCACCCAAUAUCUUUCUCUAUCUCUAUCUCUUUUUCUCUUCUCUCUCAUUCUCUGUUUUCUUUCUUUCUCUCUUUUUCUCUCUUUCUCAUUUCUCUCUCUCUCUCUCCUCUCUCUGUCUAUCUCAUUUUCUCUUAUCCCAUCUCUUUUUUACUCUCUAUCUCAUUUCUCUCUCUCUCUCUCUCUCUCUGUCUAUCUCACCCAAUCUCCAUCUCUCUUUAUCUCUAUCUCUUUCUCUCUCUCUCUCUCUGUCUAUCUCAUUUCUUUCUCUUUUUUUCUCUCUAUCUCAUUUCUCUCUCUCUCUCUCUCUGUCUCUCAAUUUUCUCUCUCCUCUCUAUCUCAUCUCUCUCUCUCUCUCUCUGUCUCUUCUCUCUCUAUUUCUAUCCAUCUCUCUUCUCUCUCUAUCUCAUCUCUCUCUCUCUCUCUCUCUGUCUCCUCACCCAAUAUCUCAUCUCUCUUCCCUCUCUCUAUCUCAUUUUCUCUUCUCUAUCUCUCUCUCAUUUCUCUGUUUCUCUCACCUAUCAAUUUCUCAUCUCUCUCUAUGUCUAUCUCAUUUCUCUCUCUCUCUCUAUCUCUCUCUCUGUCUCUCUCUCUAUCCCUCUCUCUUUUCUCUCUAUCUCAUUUCUUCUCUCUCCUCUCUCUGUAUCUCAUUUCUCUCUCUCUUUUACUGUCUAUCAUUCUCUUUCUCUCUCUCUCUCUCUGUCUGACUCUAUCUCUCUCUUUUUCUCUAUGUCUCAUUCUCUCUCUUCUCCUCUCUCUCUAUCUCAUUUUUCUCUCUCUAUCUCAUUUCUCUAUCUCUCUCUCUCUCUCUGUCUAUCUCUUUUUCUCUAUCCCUCUCUCUUUCUCUCUCUUUCUCAUUUCUCUCUCUCUAUGUCUAUCUCAUUUCUUUCUCUCUUUUACUCUCUAUCUCAUUUUCUUUCUCUCUCUCUCUCUAUCUCAAAAUUCUCUCUCUCUUUCUCUCUCUAUCUCAUUUUCUCUCCCUCUCUAUGUCUAUCUGUCUUUCUCUCCCUCUCAAUAUCCCAUCUCAUUUUUUUCUCUCUUUCUCUCUAUUUCUCUCUCUCUUUCUCAUUCUCUGUCUGACUCAUCCCAAUAUCCCAUCUCUCUUCUACUCUCUUUUUUCUCUCUAUCUCUCUCUCAUUUCUCUUCUCUCUCAAUCUCUUCCAUUUUCUCUCCCCCUCUGUCUAUCUCAUUUUCUCUCUCUCUCUCCUCUAUGUCCAUCUUUUCUAUUUCUCUCUUUUUACUCUCUAUCUCUUUUCUCUUCUCUCCUCUCUGUCUGAUCUCAUUUAUUUCUUCUCUUAUCUCUAUCUCAUUUUCUCUCUCUCUCUCAUUCUCUGUCUGA